ACACUCUCUGAUACCACUCUGCAGAGGCAGGGGAGGGAAGCCUGGUGUGCCGAAACCAGUCCUGUGUGUGUCUGCGGAGCAACUGGGGAGCCAGAAGCACAACUCACGCUGAACUGUCCCCUCCUGUCUAUGGCAUGGAGCAAAACCCAGGAGUCGGUCCCUUGGCAGCGUUCAACCAGAGCAGUCUCCAGCAGGGACCAAGCACACAGCCAGUUGGGUUCCGGGGGUGGCCGUGGUUUCGUUUUGAGGAGCAGUCAGCGCCACGCCGCUUCCCCCUGCCCCGCGCGGGAGGGACGCUCCGAGCCGGGGCUCAGGGCCCCCUUCCCACCAGAGUCAUCACGCCUGCUCUGGGAAGGCCUUGGAAGAGCUGCUGGAGAAUUCCGGAAGGAGAGAAUAUUUACCAGGAGUGAGAAAAGACAAUGGAGCCGGACAUUUUAAAUGCAUUUACCCAGCCUGCUGCACUUAAUCAAUUCCUAGCUGAGAAUGUCAUCGCUCAAGGUGAGAAGAAGAAACUUAUAAAACCGACCUCAAGCAACAAUCCCAAAUUGGAAGAAUUAAAACUGGUACUGACCGACUGGAUUAACUCAACGCUGAAGGAGGAGCACAUAGUCGUUAGGAGUCUGGAAGAAGAUCUGUAUGAUGGGCUGGUACUGCAUCAUCUUUUGGAAAACCUAGCAUCUCUCAAGCUGGAUGUUGACAAGAUCGCAUUAACGGAAAAAAAACAGCGACAGAAACUCUCUGUGAUUCUGGAAGCUGUGGCUAAGUGUUUGCAACUGGAGGAAAGUCAGCUGAAAUGGAGUGUGGAAUCUAUCUUUACAAAGGACUUACUGAGCACGCUGCAUCUUCUGGUUGCAAUAGCAAAGCACUUCAAACCCAGCCUGGCCAUGCCUCCGAAUGUUCAAGUGGAAACAAUCACCAUUGAGAACACCUCCAGAGGAUUAAAGACAGCAAAUGCAGUGGAAUAUAUCACAGAAAACAAAGAGAAUUUAGAAGCACAGUCAAAAGGUGAUGCCUUUGAUGAAUUAUUUAGCCGUGCUCCAGAUAAGCUGGAUGCUGUGAAAAAGGUGUUUUUGCAAUUCGUCAACCAGCACGUUGGAAAAUUAGGAUUAAAUGUGAAAGACGUCGAAUCUGAGUUUGCAGAUGGCGUUAUCUUACUUCUGUUAAUUGGACAACUGGAGGGUUACUUCCUGAAUUUAAGGCAUUUCUUCCUGACUCCAGCCAGCACCACGGAGAUGCUUCACAACGUUAACCUUGCGUUGGACUUGAUGACGGAUGGGGGUCUUCUGAACUUUUCUGUGAACUCUGAAGACAUUGUGAACGGAGAUUUGAAGGCUACGAUGCGGAUUCUGUAUAGUUUGUAUUCCAAAUACAAGACCAAAGAAACAUGAAGAGCAAGGCCAAGAGCUUGGGCUGCUUUUUUUUUUUUUUUUUCCC
Athene cunicularia (burrowing owl) is the source of this 1434-nucleotide messenger RNA. RefSeq names its product parvin gamma (gene PARVG). The coding region runs from base 420 to 1388 and encodes 322 amino acids. Gene Ontology annotation, cellular component: focal adhesion; cytoplasm; actin cytoskeleton. The transcript has 15 exons. Gene Ontology annotation, molecular function: actin binding. NCBI's taxonomy places the organism in Eukaryota, Metazoa, Chordata, Aves, Strigiformes, Strigidae. Gene Ontology annotation, biological process: cell projection assembly; establishment or maintenance of cell polarity; substrate adhesion-dependent cell spreading. The record is from RefSeq and is a predicted model, not a curated record.